UGCCAGAAGCAGUUUGGUGAAGCGGAACGAUUUCUGUGGUUCCUGUUUGGACGGCGGACAUGUACGAGAGUCGGAACGGUCCCCUGAUCGGAUCGGGUCUGCCGUGAUAUAGCCCUCCCCGCCGAUAUGGAGCACGCUGGUAUUGGCGAGGCAGCUGUGUCGGAGCAGUCCUGGGUGCCCGUGCAGGUGGAGAACAGCGAGCUCCUGGCCAAAGCCUGGUUCGGGGACACUCGGUACCGGGUCCUGCUGAGCGACCUGAACUGUGUAUGGGAAGAGGAGAUGCAGGCAGAGGCCAUCGGAGACAGAGCCAAGGAGCUGAAUAAGCGUCUGCGAGCGCCGGUCCAGGCCUUCUUCUCCCACCUGCGGCGCGUGGCACAGCCUCACCUCUCCGGCCAGGCUGGACAUCACCAUGACGACGUGGAGGCGCAUCUCUCCCUCCUGCGCCAUGACGACCGCCUCACGGUCCGGCUCAAGAGCGAGCUGGCGGGGGUGCCGUUCCACUGGGAGUUCCGACUCAGGCCCGCCCCUGUUACAAUGGUGUGCAGGCAGCUAGUGCGCCCUCUGCUGACCAUCACACAGGUACUGCAGAGGCAGGUGCAGGAGCUCACUGGGCUGCUGGUCAGGAAGGACGCCGAGAUACUGGACUACAAGGAGAACGGAGCCGUGCUGACCAGAGGACGGCUACUCACAGAGGUGUUUGAUGAGGACACAUACAGACAGAACUUCUUCUCACAGACGCUGCCCCAGAUGAGAGCUGUGCAGGAGUGUGUGGCCUUCAGCCCUGAGCUGCAGGAGCUCUACGCGGCCGUGAGCACCCAAGAUGGCCGCCGCAAACGCCGCCGCUCCAGCUCCGGCUCCAGCUCCGCUAACGACACACACGCUUGA
Messenger RNA from Sardina pilchardus (European sardine), 885 nucleotides. It is a transcript of the gene nhej1, whose product is annotated as nonhomologous end-joining factor 1. Gene Ontology annotation, biological process: double-strand break repair via nonhomologous end joining. Lineage: Eukaryota; Metazoa; Chordata; Actinopteri; Clupeiformes; Clupeidae. Bases 127 to 885 code for a protein of 252 amino acids. Gene Ontology annotation, molecular function: DNA end binding. The record is from RefSeq and is a predicted model, not a curated record. Gene Ontology annotation, cellular component: DNA ligase IV complex; nucleus. The transcript is spliced from 6 exons.